GGCACUUUAAAUAUGGAAAAAGACACGCCGCGGUCUCAGAGUCCCCACACGCCGCCAGCGACACUCAAAACGAGCCUUUUCUUGACGAUGUCACCGAGACGCCAGCUGAACAAGUCCAGCACGAUAUGACGGUUGUGUGUUACGUGUUAAUUUGGUUUUGUAGAGUCGGAGAAAUCAUUCCAGCCAGAUAGCUGCUGCUCCUCGACUCCUUUCUUUUACUUUUAUCCUCUUGAAAAAGCGCCACUGCCAGAGUACGUGAAGAAUACAAGACCGAGCGGCUUGAGCUGAACAUUAGGACCGCUGAUCAUCUGGAAAGGCCAAGUUUGACACCAUGAGUUCCGACAAGAAGGUGGAGGAUGAAGCAGUCUUGGACAGAGGAGCUUCCUUUGUCAAGCAUGUCUGUGAUGAAGAGGAAGUGGAAGGUCACCACACUGUGUACAUCGGCGUGCACGUUCCCAAGAGCUUCCACCGGAGGAGACGCCACAGACGCAAGUCUAGCCACAAGGAGAAACGGGAACGAGCUGAACACAGUACGGAAGGAUACAAGUCAGAUGGAGAGAACGCAGAUGAGUCCGCCGCGAACGUCCUCAAACCUCUCAUUUCUCCAGCAGAGAGGAUCAGGUUUAUCCUGGGAGAGGAGGACGAUGGGCCCCCACCUCCUCAGCUCUUCACCGAGCUGGACGAACUGCUGUCUGUGGAUGGGCAGGAGAUGGAGUGGAAGGAGACAGCCAGAUGGAUCAAGUUUGAGGAGAAGGUGGAGAAGGGCGGCGAGCGCUGGAGCAAGCCCCAUGUGGCCACGCUGUCCUUACACAGCCUGAUGGAACUCAAAACGUGCAUCGAGAAGGGCACCAUCAUGCUGGACCUGGAGGCCUCCACACUGCCACAGGUUGUUGAGAUGAUCACCGACAGCCAGAUCGAGGCUGGUCAGUUGAAGGCCGACCUGAAGGAGAAGGUCAUGUACACGCUGCUACGGAAGCAUCGCCACCAAACCAAGAAGUCAAACCUGCGUUCUCUUGCUGAUAUUGGCAAGAGUGUUUCCAGUGCAAGUAGGCUGUUUUCCAGCCAGGAAAAUGGUAGCCCAACUACCGCCCAUCGAAACCUCACCUCCAACAGCCUGAGUGACUUCUCUGACAAACCAGAGAAGGAUCAGCUGAAGAAUAAGUUCAUGAAAAAACUGCCCCGCGAUGCAGAGGCGUCGAACGUGCUGGUCGGAGAGGUGGACUUCCUGGAAAACCCCUUUGUGGCAUUUGUGCGUCUGCAGCAGGCUGUCAUGCUGGGAGCGCUGACCGAGGUCCCAGUGCCCACAAGAUUUCUCUUUGUCCUGCUGGGACCCAAAGGGAAAGCAAAAUCCUAUCAUGAAAUUGGAAGAGCCAUUGCCACCCUGAUGUCAGAUGAGGUGUUCCAUGAUAUUGCCUACAAAGCAAAGGACAGGCAGGACCUGCUGGCUGGUAUCGAGGAGUUCCUGGAUGAGGUCAUCGUCCUGCCCCCUGGCGAGUGGGACCCUGACAUUAGGAUAGAGCCACCCAAGUCUCUGCCCUCCUCUGACAAGAGGAAGAACAUGUAUGCCGGAUUAGAUGGGCCUCACAUGAACGGUGACACUCCCCAUGAUGCGGGACAUGGAGGGGGAGGAGGACACCAGGUUGGAGAGGAACUUCAGCGCACUAGAAAGUUUUGCGGAGGUCUUAUCCUGGAUGUCAAGCGCAAGCUGCCAUUUUUUGCCAGUGACUUCUAUGAUGCUCUUCAUAUCCAGUCUCUGUCGACCAUCCUGUUCAUCUAUCUGGGCACAGUCACCAAUGCGAUCACGUUUGGAGGCUUACUUGGUGAUGCUACAGAAAACAUGCAGGGAGUGUUGGAAAGUUUCGUGGGUACAGCACUGACGGGAGCAGUGUUCUGCCUGCUGGCUGGCCAGCCUCUGACUAUUCUCAGCAGCACGGGCCCAGUGCUCGUCUUUGAAAGACUCCUCUUUAACUUCAGCAGAGACAACGGCUUCGACUACCUUGAGUUCCGGCUGUGGAUCGGCCUGUGGUCGGGCUUAUUCUGUCUGGUGCUGGUCGCCACAGACGCCAGCUUCCUGGUGCAGUACUUCACCCGUUUCACCGAGGAAGGCUUCUCUGCACUCAUCAGUUUCAUCUUCAUCUAUGACGCUUUCAAGAAGAUGAUAAACCUGGGGCACUACAACCCGAUUAACUCCAAUUACGAUCCCAACUUGAUCACUCAGUACGACUGCCGCUGCAUGCCUGGCAACUCAUCAGAACUCUUUGAUGUCUCUGCCUGGACGAACAGUACUGAUCUGUCAGUGAAUUCCACCUGGGCGUCCCUGACCAAGAAGCAGUGUCUGAAAUACGGCGGGCAGCUGGUCGGAGACAGCUGUGGCUACGUGCCUGACAUCACCUUGAUGUCCUUCAUCUUGUUCUUUGGGACUUACACCUGUUCCAUGGCUCUGAAGCAGUUCAAGACGAGCCGCUUCUUCCCAACCACAGUGAGGAAGCUCAUCAGUGACUUUGCGAUCAUCUUGACUAUUCUUCUCUUCUGUGGUGUGGACGCCUUUGUCGGUGUGAACACCCCAAAGCUCAUAGUGCCAAGUGAAUUUAAGCCCACAAAUCCAAACAGGGGCUGGUUUAUUCUUCCUUUUGGAGGAAACCCCUGGUGGGUGUACCUGGCAGCCUCACUCCCCGCACUGCUGGUCACCAUUCUGAUAUUUAUGGACCAGCAGAUCACUGCUGUGAUUGUCAACAGGAAAGAGCACAAACUCAAGAAAGGGGCAGGCUAUCACUUGGACCUGUUCUGGGUGGCCAUCCUGAUGAUAAUCUGCUCCUUCAUGGGUCUGCCGUGGUACGUGGCUGCCACCGUCAUCUCCAUCGCCCACAUUGACUCUCUGAAAAUGGAGACCCAGACAUCGGCCCCCGGGGAGCAGCCUAAAUUCCUGGGUGUGAGGGAACAAAGAGUCACUGGUAUCUUUGUUUUCCUCCUGACGGGGCUCUCUGUCUUCAUGGCUCCUAUCCUCAAGUUCAUUCCCAUGCCUGUGCUCUACGGUGUGUUCCUCUACAUGGGUGUGGCGUCGCUCAAUGGUGUUCAGUUCAUGGACCGCCUGCAGCUACUCUUGAUGCCAGCCAAGCACCAGCCGGACCUGAUCUACCUGAGACACGUCCCCCAGAGACGCAUCCACCUCUUCACCUUCAUCCAGGUCCUGUGUUUGGCCCUCCUCUGGGUUCUCAAGUCUACUGUGGCUGCCAUCAUCUUCCCUGUCAUGAUCUUGGCAUUAGUUGCCGUUCGUAGGGCGAUGGACUACGUGUUCUCCCAACAUGACCUCAGCUACCUGGACGAUGUCAUCCCAGAGAAAGACAAGAAGAAGAAAGAGGAUGAGAAGAAAAAGAAACACAAGAAGAAGGGAAGCAUCGACAGUGAAAUCGAAUUUUCUGACUACCCCUACCAUGAAAAUAUCCCCAGUAUAAAAAUCUCUAUGGAUAUGAUGGAGCAGCAGCCCAUGUUGGGGGAAAAAUCUUUCGAUAGAGAUCAAUCCCAGACUUUCCUUAACACGCAUUCGCCGUGCUGAGAACUACUUUGAGUCUCCCACAGUGGCUGAGUAAUCUUGACAGAUGUUCUAGUGCAAAAGGUUUGCCUCAGAUUCGAAUAGACAGGGACACUGAGGAGAACGGUUUCUUCUGGAAAAAGGGCUCUGAAACAGAUCUGUGAAUGAAUUAUCCAAAGAUACAGCAGAACCAGCACAACCUAACAAACAUAACAUUGUACUAUAGUACCGCACUGUAACGGUGUGUGUGUGUGUAUAUAUAUAUUUUUACUACUCCUUGUGUGAGGAUGUAAAUCAGAAUGGCUGGAAGUGUUCUCGAAACAAUUUGCUGGUACUGAAUUUUAAUGAGGGCUACGUCUGAGCGAUCUUCAUCUGCAGAAAGUUCUUACAGAAAACAAAAGGGCUACUCAAGUCAUUUCUAUGCAGUUUAAGACAUUAAUGUCUUAUGAAUGUGUAUGCUAAUAAUUUAUAAUAAGCGUCCAGCUAAAAAUGUUUUUAACAUAAAAGAUGUCCAGUAUACAGUUUGUAGCCAGCAGGUGACUGCAUAGCAUCCACAUUAGUUAUUAUAUCACUCAUACACAUCAGGAGGUUCCCACAGUCUUUUCAUGUAGAUUAAAUCCAAAUAGCACCAAACAUAACCAGCCUCUUUCUUUUUAUAGACCUGUUUUUGUUCUGUAUUAUUUUAAUAGUACUGGUAGAGUUUAAGUUAUAACUGCUAGAAUCUUAAGAUCAAAAUAUAGUGGAGGUACUGCAUUUGGAGGGGAGCACAGGGGGACACACAUCAGAAAUCCUCCAUUACCUGUAGUGAACAAAAGGCUGCAAAAGGUCAUCUGUGCACAGUCAUGAACGGACAUUAAUUUUGUAUUAAGGGGCAUAUUCAUUAUUUAUUGAGCACCCAUCUUUAAGGCUGCAUCUUCAUAAAACACAUCCAGAAGAUACUGUCAGAAUACCGUGUUUGUCUCGGUAUGGUAAGACGAAAAUCGAUCAAAACCAUACCGACUGGAACGUCUGUUUCUGUUUCUUAUUCUUCCAUCUUUUUACUUAUCUGUAUUUAUUGUAUUUAAACUCAGUCAGCAAAAAAUAUUGCUGUUUGAAUCUUAAGUGUGGCUUUACUAUUUGACUUCCCCAUUUGUGCAAAUUUGAAGAUAUUCUUACUGUGGUCUGCAUCCACUCAACUGUCUUUUCCCUUUUAGGGAUGUGUUAUACUUGUAUGUAGCUCUACCUCUGAUUUCUCUGUAGGUGCCAGGCAUUGAAUAUUCAAAUCAUCUGUUGUGCAGAAGUUUGUGAUCAAACACUGAUUUAUUUUUAUUUUUUUUUCAACUGGCCCUGAAUCUUAACUUUGAGUUCAUCUUUGCUUGCUCUGUGACAUAUAAAAUACUUUUGUUUUUCUUGUUUGUCAAUAUGCAGUGAUUAUAUAUGACUGUUUUAAAGGCUAAUUCCUCCAAAAUUAUGUUUUUUAUUUUUUUUUUCCCUAAAAGUUUUAAAUAGUUUGGAUUAUCUCUACAAACAAGUAAACACACAGGCGAGAAAAACGAAAGCUAAAAUUGCAUCACCCAACUACAACAAACAAAACACGAUCAGUAUGUUUCAUGUUCUCCUUUUGAGCUCAUCUAAGUGAAUGCAGUUCAAUGUUCUCACACUUGACUGUGAACUCAACCCUGAAAGCCUAUUUCAUUUGUUUUCCUUUUUAAAAUGUAAUCAUAUUUAAAGGUGUUAAUGUGAUAAAUCUUUGGGUAAACUUUUUUUCUUUUCUUUUUUUUUUAAUUAUGUAAUGAAAUUUUUUUAAUGCAAAUCAACAAUCAAUCACUGUGAGGCAAUGCAAUGUUGUGACUUCCGGUCCUGGAAGAGCUACUGCUUUAUAGUACACAGAGUAAAGAAGUAUAUGUGCAGCAUCUUUAUUUUAAUCUGCUUAGACACUUGCUUCAGUUCAUCAGUAUGUAAAAUCCAUUACGGACAGUUUGAUGAGGAAUGUCUUCAACUUCCCUGUUUGAUUCAAACGACGUGAUCAUGCUUCUGCUGUUGAUUGAAGUACUGUAAUUUAAACUGUCUGAUUCAGUCUUUUUAGAGUAUGAAUGCAUAUCUGAGUCUAAUAUAUCUCAAUCAUUUGAAAUGUACGAGUAUUCCUUGAGGAGAAAGGACAUUCAAAAGCAGUGCUGUUUCUGUUCUGUAGCGCAAAUAAGGGCUUUCAGUCAGGUUUUGACAAUCACAUCGAUUUAUGCUGUGAAGCACAAGACUGUUAAAAGUUCUUCUGAACCAAAAAUCAAAACCCACACUGUCUUCCUGUGAUCUGUAUAUCUGCACUUUUUGACUUUGUGGUUCUGAUUCCAGUUUUUAAUGUUUUAACUCUGAAACCAAUUUCAUACACGAUUCUUAUGUACUCAAUAACCAGAGGUUACUCAGAAGGAAGGUGUGUUGUUUUUUUAUUAUUAAAAGGAGCAGUGUUUCAAAUGUGAGCAAUAAAAACAGUCUGAAUGAUUCUUAAAUACA
Molecule: messenger RNA, 6016 nt
Organism: Scatophagus argus
Lineage: Eukaryota; Metazoa; Chordata; Actinopteri; Scatophagidae
Product: electrogenic sodium bicarbonate cotransporter 1-like
Exons: 26
Coding region: 332-3553 (1073 amino acids)
Biological process (GO): regulation of intracellular pH; transmembrane transport; bicarbonate transport
Cellular component (GO): basolateral plasma membrane; plasma membrane
Molecular function (GO): sodium:bicarbonate symporter activity; solute:inorganic anion antiporter activity; monoatomic anion transmembrane transporter activity
Source: RefSeq, a predicted model, not a curated record